GUGGCAGCUCCCAACCUGAGAAGGCCGAGCACUAGGCGUAUGGAAGAGGACUCCCCUAAAACGAAGGAGAAGGAGGAGGGGGAGGUGAAGUACCGAGGUGUUCGACGUCGGCCAUGGGGGAAGUACGCGGCCGAGAUCCGGGACUCGACACGGCAUGGCGUUCGAGUCUGGCUUGGCACGUUCAACACCGCCGAGGAGGCGGCACGGGCCUACGAUCAGGCGGCCUAUGCGAUGAGGGGACCGCUCGCCGUGCUCAACUUCCCCGAGGAGAUUCGUUCUUCCGGUACUGGUUCUUCGUCUUCGCCGGGGGGGAGGGGGAGUUCUGUGAGCGAGCCAGGGAAGCAAGUGAUUGAGCUGGAGUGUUUGGAUGACAAGCUGUUGGAGGAGCUCCUUGAGUCUGAGGAGAAGGGUGGGAAGAAGAAAUGACCGAUGAUUCAAUGAGUCUACCUUGUGGUAUAUUUGGCAGAUCAAGAUUUAGUUUUCUGAGAGCUUUUGCUUUCAGUUGCUUGAGGUUAAUUUGUUUUUGCACUUGGCAAGGUUUUUUUUUCAGCCAAAGUAAUGUUUUUUUCGAUAAUUAUGGUUUCUCGUAUUCAUCAUGACCAUGGUGAGGUAAAUUUUUAGUAGAAUAUAGGAGUUAUUUAUCAGGAUGGGUCAGAAACCUUGGUUGUGAUUUGUUGAAUAGGUAGGUUUUUAACACAUCCUUGUAAAUAGCUACUAUAUAUGUUCUACUUUAAACAAAAGGAAGAAGAUGAGUGCAUGUAUGCAUGACCAACAUGAAUAGGAGAGAGAGAAUGUGAUCACUUUGUUGAAAAUGUGAUGCCAGGGGAACUUUUUCAUAUAUUGCUUUUGAACUUUUGGUGUGAUCACCUUGUUCUUGUUAUGUUCU
Molecule: messenger RNA, 886 nt
Organism: Phoenix dactylifera (date palm)
Lineage: Eukaryota; Viridiplantae; Streptophyta; Magnoliopsida; Arecales; Arecaceae
Source: RefSeq, a predicted model, not a curated record